AUGGCGCUCUCUGCUUCCGCCGCCAUCGAAAGCCCCAAAUCCCUCUUCCGCGCUCAAGCCCUUCCCUCCAUUUCAAAACCCACUUGCUCGUUUUCUUGCUUCUCCUCUUCGCAACCUCAAUUCCACAGAAAUGCCAAUAGCAACCCCUCUUUGAACUAUGUUCCCAAGCGGAAGAAUCGCAUAGUUGAUGUGGGCAUCGGGCUGUUGGCGGCUUCGAUUCUCGCUCUUUCUCCGAUGGACGCCGACGCCACCAGGAUCGAGUACUACGCCACGCUGGGAGAGCCUAUGUCUCCGAUUCAGAUCUGCCUCACCGAUCCUACCGCACAGCCAGGCCCUGCAGCUCCUUCGCCGCAGUUCUCUCCGCCUUCAGCUCCUCGUACUGGCUCGCCUUCUUAUCCUCAUCCUAUUCUCCCCGGACAAAGCAACGACGAGUCGACGACCAGUCUGAAAUCCCAAUUCGCCAUCUCCCCGCAGCGACGUUUCCAAUCCGAACCUUGGGACUACGCGUGGAGGGACUUGGGCUCAUGGAGUUGCUCAGAAACUAGAUCUGGAAACCAGAUCGUUGGAUUCACUCACCUGCAGAUGUUGAAUUUCAUGGCGGCAAUCACUGCGAUUUCGGCGCAGUUCCAGAUCGGGUUCUUCUUCCUGCUGCAAGAGGGAGCAGUGGGGAUGGAGGAUUUGGAGUCGGAGAGCGGUUGUUCACGACUGCGGGCGGGCGGUGGUUUGAUGGCGUCGCUGGUGGGAAUCGUAGGGGAAAGGAGGGAUGAAGAUGAUGUUGACGGCGGCCAACAAUGGUGGUGGGGGAGGGUUCUCAGUAUAGCAAUGGUGAAUAUCAAGCAGCUCGAAGGUAGUGAUUUACCAUCCAAGUGCACCACAAAGCAAUCGGUUUGUCCACAAUUUGGUUCUCAAGGCAUUGAAACCCCAGUUUACAACAUUGGUGUGGAACCUCUCGUGCAAAACACUGGGUCUGACGAACCCCUGCACAUAUGCAAAGAAGAACAGAGUCCACUUGAAUAUCUUCUGCUUGCAAAGAUCAUUACUGGUCGAAGCAGAUUUCUUGCUCAGUUGAAUUGUGGUUGGAGAAAGAAGAAUAUAUCAGAGUCUGCCUGGUUGAACCACCAGCAAGAUAACCUGCUCUUUUGGAUUAAACGUGGCGACAAGCUGCAUUCUGACAUUAUUCCUUCAGCUGCUGUGCCUGACGAGGCAGUCAUGAUUGCAUUUAAUGUAAAUCCAGUGGAAUAUGGGCAUGUGUUCCUGAUACCUCGUGGGUACAGAGAUCUCUGCCAUGCCCUGGAUGCCAGAUUCCUUGACAUGAUUGCUCGGAUUGCCAUUGACAUGAACAAUUGUUCUUUCCGCUUGUUUCAUGAUUGCUCUGGAUCUAGGGCUUCAUAUCCACACUUUCAGGCCUGCUACUUCCCAGAUCUUUUGCCAGUGGAGUUUGCACCUGUUGAACUUUUAUAUAGAGACGGGGAUACGGGACCUAUAUCUAUCUCAACUGUCAUAGAUUAUCCCAUCAAAACCCUUCUCCUUGAAGCCUGCUGCUAUUCCAGGAUACUAGUGGAAGUUGUAGCUGAGAUUUGUAGUUUCUUACAAGUGAACAACGUAACAUACAAUCUGCUGAUAGCCGACUGCGGGAGGAAGGUCUUUCUGUUCCUUCAGCGAAAGCCAUUUCCAAACUCUACCAACCUUUCAGCGUGGGAAUGCGGAGGUUAUUUCUUGUUCAGGUCAAGGCAAGAAUUCGACCAAAUCACAGAAACAGCCCUGCUUCAGCGUCUGAGCUCCUUCUCGGUUGAUGAUGAAUGCUUUGAAGCUGUUCGAAAGCUUGUCUGCAGUCUCGCCUGCAAAUUGCAUUAAAUAUAGCUACUAAACCAUGUUUGUAACGGGUAUCUGUCAGCUCUUUACGUGUGAUACAUUUUGCAACAUUUCUGGCUUUGGUUAUAUUAUGUUAUUGUGUUACUCUGGAAAAUGAGACCGACAGUGUAUAUAUAAAGAAGAAUCCGACUUCAAUGUAGCCAAGAGCUACCUUAGCAGAAGAAAUAAAAUACAAUACAAUUAUAUGCUUCUGCUAUCUCAUCAGACAUCAAUAUCCUGCUCUCCCCUCUCUAUGAUACAGUUGCUAGAAAGAUUACAAUUUCUGUGCUUAGAAACUGGAGUGAAAUAAAAGAAUUUGAAUAACACGUACAAGUUGCAGCACUGCAUCACACUUGAUCUUCGUCAAUGUGGGACUGGGGAGUCGACGUUUGUUGUUCUUGAUGUUCUUGGCUGGCUUCUAUACUCUGGUGGCCACCAGAAAUAGACACCUCAGUUGGGUUUGCCUGUUGCAGCUGCAGCCAAGCUUCAUGAAGCUGCAAUACAUACUCCAGGUGCCACAAAACUUCCCCCAUUGUUGGUCGAUUCUUUCCUUCGUCAGCCAGACACUUCUCCGCUAUCUCCCCGUACUUCUCCAUCGAUUCAGGGGAAUAACUUCCCUCGAGACGCCGGUCAAUAAUAGUUUCCAGGGACCUCUGUCGCUGCCACCUCAUUGCCCACUCAGCAAGGUUGAUCUCGUCUUUCGGCAAGCUCGGGUUGAUCACUGCUCGAGCACAGACAACCUCGAACAACACCACACCAAAAGAGUAAACAUCGGAUUUCUCAGUCAGCUGCUGUCUCCUGAAGUACUCGGGAUCCAGAUACCCGAAGCUUCCCUUCACAGCAGUGCUGACAUGGGUAUGAUCCCAACCCGGACCGGUUCUCGACAACCCGAAGUCUGCCACCUUUGCCACAAAAUUCUCAUCCAGCAAUAUGUUCGUCGUCUUCACAUCACGAUGGAUUACCCCCCUGUCGGCACCUGUGUGGAGGUAAUGGAGCCCUCUAGCUGCACCAAUGCACACCUCCAAGCGCUGUUUCCACGUCAUAAAUGGAUUACCAUCACUUCCAAACAAAUGGCUUCUAAGCGUCCCGUUUGACAUGUACUCGUAUACCAAUAUCAUCUCAUGGUUUUCUUCGCAGAAUCCGAUCAUGGACACCAGAUGCCUGUGCCGCAGCUUGGACAGCAUUUCUAUCUCCGUCUCGAAUUCAGCCAACCCUUGCUGCGACUGUGGGUUCGCCCGCUUGAUUGCCAUGACUAAACCGUCUUCAGUUUCGCCUUUGUACACCUUCCCAAAACCGCCAACUCCAAUAACCAAACCAUCGUCGAAGUUGUUCGUUGCUGCUCGGAUUUCAGCCAAUGUGAACCACCUGCCGAUUCUAACUGAACCAGCACUUCCGCCGGGGUUCUGGGUCCCACCACCACCCUUGCCAUUAGCAAUGCUACUCGCUACUGUACCAUGAACAUUGAAUAGCGGACGCCAGCCUGUACUAGGAUUCUUCUUACCAGGUUCUUCUCUAUUCAACUUCAUGCAUAUCGAGUAGCAGCAGAAGAUGCCGCCUAAAGUUGCCAUGAUGGCAAUACAGCCUAUAACUGCUCCUAUUCCAACCAACAGAGUCCUGGAAACUCCGCUCCUUCUGGAUUUCCCUGGAGAAUCGAGUUUAUUGACGUAGGCCAGAUUCCCGUUUCGACUCAGCUUGAAAACCUCGAGCCCGCUCAACAGAGCAUCAGUCGAUGGAGCCCCCCCAGCAGCAUCAGGGCCCAAUUGAACCCAAAUCGUGUUGAUACCAGAAGACAGCACGUCGAAAAAAUCCUCAUGGUAAGCCUUGUUCUUCCCUCCAGCUCUUGCGUACACAUCGAAAUUGUCAGCAGCCGUCUUGUUGUUUAUAUAGAUCCUGAAAAUCCUCUGGUUAGCUCGAUCGGAUUCGAGCUCACAGAAGUGGAGCCGAACCAUGUAGUCGAAACCUGGAUCGACUUCGAGCCUCCACGACAUGUUGAACCUCUUCUCCAACACCUGCGUGUUGGACAUGGCUCUUGCUGAUUCAUAGACAAGAAGAGGAGCCACCACCGAGGUGGUGGUGACAUUGUUGUUAUUAUUACCACCAGAAGAAGCGUAGGUGACGUUGGAGCUAUUGUGGAUUUCGAAGCCGGCAUUUGCAGUGACCAUGUAGCUGGAAUCAUCUUCCCACAGUCUCCCUAGACCCGAAUCUUGAUCCGGGUUAAUCUGGUGACCACCAACGUUCAGCCUGUGCAUAGUUUCGAUCCCUCUUCGGCUUGGGCCAAGGCUAACAUCACCUCCCCCAACUUUGCUCAAUGUUUCAGGGAAAAUCGUGGACUCCACUUCAACAAUCUCUAUCGCAUUCACGAACCCAAAUGAUCCUUUCGCGGGAAUGAACUCAACCACAAGCUCAGUACCGUUGCCAGUCAGAAUGUACUCCUUCACCAAGGAAAUGGGAAAACUCGAGUUGCUGCUUGACUUCAACAAGAUGGAAUUCCUGUGGGAAAUGUCCCCGGCGACACUGAUUUCGGACAGAAGUCGAAGGCCAUUGACCGCAACACUGAACAAGGAUUCGCUAGCGUUGUAGUUCUGGAACUGGGCGGGAUGGAAAUGGAGCCUGAGGAAGUAAGAAGCGCCCUGAACACCGUGAAAGGUAUAGUUAAAGUCGGUGGUGAAAAUCCGGGCAGUUUUAUAGAGCUGGCUAAAUAUGGAAUCGCCGAUGGGUUCCGAGGUCGUGGCAGAGAACCCAGGGGAGCUAAGAGUGAGAUUACUGUUGCUAGGAGCCAAGUCCCCUGUCCAAUUCCUGCCAUCGACUUGAAUCGUAGAACUUGUUCCGCAAUUUAUGAGAAAACCUUGAUCUUGACCUUCCCCACUGCCCGCCAGCACCAAAAUCACCAACCCAAUAAACACAAGACCCAACAAGAGCUUGUUUCCCUGGAUCUUCCCCAUUCAGGCUUUUCGUCGAACACCAACAAGGCAAACCCUCUCCCAGAGAUGAACCGUAUCGCGAGACCACAAAACUUCUUUUUGCUCCAACACAGAACAGUGAACAAGGCAUUCAAGUUGCUGGAAGAUUAUUAGGCAGAGAUUGUCAGGUUACCUUCACAAGUUCCCAUCCGGGAAGCCAAAGAAAAGGAAACAGCAACUAUUUCCUGGGAUCAAUCAAUCACUGUGUUGAUUCCCAUCAAAGUGCUCGCAGAUCUGAGAGCCCCGUGACAAGCUGCAGAGGGGGGGACAGUAGAUAAAGUUCGGAACUUUAUGGGGGAGAAAUCAGAAAGACGCAAGAUUCCAAAAGAGAGUGAAGGAGAAGAUGGAAGAAAGAAGAAGGGAAGGAAAGGGGACGACGGGGUUGCGUUGCUUGCAGGGUGCGAUGACGAUUAUUGAUUGUAGUGUGUAAAGUUAUCUAUCUGCAAAGGCAAAGAAAGAAACCGCCAGAACAUGGGCUGUUGUUGGCAAAUGGCAACAAACAGUC
Molecule: messenger RNA, 5316 nt
Organism: Linum tenue
Lineage: Eukaryota; Viridiplantae; Streptophyta; Magnoliopsida; Malpighiales; Linaceae
Source: the annotation of a GenBank genome assembly